UGGAGGGGUAAGUGCUGCAGAGACAGCGCGAGACCAGCUCAGGACUUGCAGUGCUGCUUUCAGGAUACCGGAUUCACACAACCCAGACCCGGCGCUAGAAACACCAUCCCAGAUCUGAAGAAGAUUUGCAUGAUGGAGAAGGUGACAUCAGAAGGAAAACAUCAGAAGGAUUCUCAUCAGGAAGAACUUGAGAAGAAGCUCCAGGAUGUCGGGAUCGAUCCACUCAUCUGGCUGCCGAGACUGCGGGGGGAUCUUAACAUUACCAGAGCACAAGCUUUACAAUACGUGGGCUUCAAGGACUAUCUGAAAUUAGAACGUUACUGUGAGCAUGAAUGGGAAAAAGAUGCCCUCAAAAAACUCCUCAAUAUACAAGAGAAGGAGUCACAGUCCAAAAAGGUGCAGGAUGAGCGUGCCGAGGCAUUUAAAAAGAGACGGCAGGAAGCCAGGUCUGCACUCACUGAGCUUCAACAGAUGCAAGAAAAAGGAAAAAAUCGCAAUGAUGGCCUUGUGAAGGAAAAGGAAGAGCAGCUUCAGUCGGCCUUACAGGUACCCAAAGAAUACUGGGUGCAUUCUGGGGUACCGCUUAAGGAUUUGAUAGAGAACAUGCAUAAGCAGUUAGACCUUGCAGAUUGUUCAAUGUUAAAAAGAGAUAAUCUAUCUGAUGUAGAGCUUUUGAAGUGUGCUUCAGGAGGACUUGCUUUGGAGGGGAUUUACAAAUCCAAUCGACUGGACGAUGCUAUGAUGAAACGAGAGCGUCUUCUUGAUGUCCCAGAGUCUUUCUCACUCUCCGGCUCUGAACAGAUGCCUCUGCUCAACCAACAAGAAGUUUCUUCCCAUGAAGCAGAAUCUACUUUUAGGAAAGCCAUGGAAAAAAUAGGCCUCAGCAUCACCUGCUCAGCCAAAGCUAGCUUUUGGGGUUUUGGUUUAGAAACCAACACAAAUGUUAAAUCUUCCUCUCAAUCUGAGCAAACACACCAGUCAGAUUCUGCGCACAGCUAUGCCUGCACCACAAAGUACAAUUACAUUCCUCUAGCCUCCUGUUUUUUUGGGAAGGACCAACUUCAUCUAUCAACUUCAGCACUAAGAGAGCUGAAAGUCAUCGAUGAAGCAUAUCUUAAAAAUAAUAAAGAAUUCAGCGAACAGAGAUGUUUGGAAUUCUUCAACCGAUUCGGUACCCAUGCCAACCAAGGGCCUCUUCACUUUGGGGGGAUAUUCUGGUGGAAGGCAUCUUCUGAAGGCUUUAGUGCACAUGAGAUGAAGGAGGUGAAAAAGCUGACGUCGGAAGCAUUGAGUACUUAUGUUGGUGCCAGCUACAGUGGACCUGUAUUGAGCUGUUCAGCAGGGGUUGAUGUAACACGUUCAAAAUCAGCAGGAUCUGUAAGUCAUGAUCGCAGAGAAACUCUUUGGCGUAAUAUACAGCUUUCUGUAUCGAAAACAGGGGGUCCAGCUGAAGCAGAUAGUCUCUUGCAGUGGAAAGCUGGUCUGAUUGCCAGUAACAAGACAUGGUGUGUUAUUGACAGAGGCCUUCAGAUUGUACCUGUGUGGGAUAUAAUCAUUUGCAAUCAUAAGGAGGAUUUCAGAGAUGCUGUGAAACUUGCCCACAGUCUUUCGGCAGCAUACGACAUGUUAACAAAGCAUGACAAAAAAGCAGCAGUUCUAUGUGGGGGAGAACUAAACACUCUAGAAGUUGAGGCACAAGCUGUCCUUCAUGGCAUUCGCAUGUGGAAUGUUUCUACUGCCGAGCAGCACUUAAUGAAACUGAUUGAAUUUAAAAGGAAGCUGACUGAUGAAAAAAAGAAUGUCAGUGUAUGGACCAGCAGAUUUCUCUCGGAUGAGGAUUUUCAGGAUUUCUUGACAACACUUGUUGCAACACAUACAAAUUCCCCUUGUGAUAACACAGUUAAAAUCAGGUUUCUAGUGCGUCAUCUUCUUGAAGAUGACAUUUAUGAUGUAAGCACAGAAAACUUCCCAAAUCGAUCCAGCAUUGUGAAAUGGAUUCAUCAGUCCAACAAUGACCAGCCAAGUGAAGUUUUAGUAUCUGAAUUUUCUCAGUUGGCUACACUUUUAACAAAAGCAAAAAAUGACAUCCAGGAGGUUUCUUACGUACGUGGUUCUUCUGAGGAUUCUAUACAUAGCGCAAAGGUCCAAAGCACCCGUCUGAUUACUGAUGCUCUCUACACUCUACGUAAGAGUUUAACAGAGAUGAAGAAGACAGAGGAAGAGUUGCUAUUGCUUACAAUUAGUGCAGUCAUAGGAUACUCUGAUAAAGAUAACACCUUUGAUCACAUUCUUGGAUGGCCAGAAAUUGAAUUCUUACUCCGUAAACUACAAAGUGCCCAUGCCAAGUAUUCCACUCUUAGGAAUGAAAGUGUUGCCAAAGCUCAAGCCUUCUUGAUCUCAACGGGGUUGACAGUAGCAGCGGAUUGCACUGCAGUAUCUCCUUAUGAGAAGAAACAACGUUUGGCCUUCAUGAAAGCUCAUUUGAAAGAAACUGUAUCUGAAGAAAUUGCAAUGCUAAUUGACUUCUCUGCUGAACCGGUCAGUGGUUGGGACAGACUUGAGAAAGACUUGAAUUCUGUUUCAAAAGGAACCGACCAAGCAAUGGUUAAGAAUGUGCAAAAUCAAGAAGGAAGUUUAACAAAUGAUUUGGAGGAAAUUUCUAAAAUGAAACCACAGGCAGUGUCAACGAUAGAAGAAAUAUCCCUAACAUUAACAAACAAGGAGUGGGGUGUAAUUGAAAGACUGGGGCUUCAGAAAUACUAUCCAAAGAAAAUGACAAUAUCCGACAUCCUUGUGAUUGACAGAUCGGCUUUAGAAGACUGCCAGCCCUCCACAGAACAGGAAUUGCUGUUUUUUUUCCUGCAAAAGCUUUUGAUGUUGGACUACAAGGCGAGGGAUGUGUUUUGCAACCUCAAAAACACUGAAAAGCAAACCACAAGCAGUACUCCAGCAGUGGCAAUGAGUCUUGAGGACUUUUUUUGUGACAGAAAUGCAAAAAUAAAACAAAAUACUGAAGAUAAACCACAACACAUUCACCCCAUGGAUGUUGAAAUGGCUAUUUAUCACUGUGCAGACAGUUUUCUGUGGCAGUACAUUUCAGCAAAGCUUUUAUUCUGUCAGUAUGCACUUCCUUGUUUGGUGCCCAACCCCUUCACAUCAAACAUAGAAUUUCCUUCCUGGUCUUUUAUGCAACUUAAAAAGAGCUGGAAAUGUUCAGAAAGGUCUGAUCAACAAAGUAAGACAGCAAAGUGCAAAAGCCAAUCGCUCUAUGAAGCUGAACUUCCGACUGUAUCGUUCAUACGGUUUGGUCCUUCUCCAUCCUCAAAGUCUCAGAUCUUGAACAAUUUAUUGAACAAUCAAAAGCACAAUACCUUUUUCCACAGGAACUGCAAAGGCAGCAGUGCACCUCGCCUCUUAAUGGGUGGGGUUGUGGAGAUAUCAUGGUAUUUCCCAGGUGGGAAGGACGAUGAUGUUUUUGAUGACUGCGUUGCAUUCACUAAUCUUCAUGGAGAUGCAAGAGAACAUGAGAAACAGUUUGAAUUUUUACUCAAGACUGCAACCAUCAAUGUAGUCCUUCUCACAGGCUCUGAUCGAAAUGAAAAGGGCAAUGCAAUUCUACAGAAACUUUUUAAUUCUCCAAAGCCCCUUAUCUGUCUUUGUGCUGACAUGAAAGUAAGUCCAGAAGAACAACAAGGAACAAAUAUUAGAAUAGCUGCUGAGAGCAGAAAUGAUGCUGACCUUGUUGAGGAUCUUGUAACAACAAUUAAGCGUCUAUUGCACAGCCAGAAGCAUACCUCCAGUAUUAAGACAUGCACGGGUAUUGCUAGGAACCUUGACUUUCUGAUUGAAGAAGACCAUGAACAUUGCAAGCAAGGCAAGUCCUUAGCAGAGGCAUUACUGGCACCACUGAAAAGUGAGAAGUUGUCUGUCAUUAAAGACAAGUACCUACCACUGCAAGGGGAACUAUGGCAUACAUGGUGCAAGAAAAACAAGGAGCUUUUACGUUUGCAGAUCAAAGGAAACAUAAGUGUUGAACAACACAAAAGUCACAUUGAACAGGCCAAAAAUGACAUCAGAAAAAAACAGUUCAGUAAAGCUUCUCCUAUGAACAAUCUAAUUAAAACAUUUCUUACAAAUCUGCAGUGCAACUCAGAGGCUACUAAAGUGUUUUUUCUCAAAUGGAUGGAAAUAUUUUUAUAUGACCUUACAUCAGAACAGCAUUUGGGACUUGAUGAAGCACAGCAUGAGACGUGGUUAAAGAUGCAAGCUUUAAAAAAAGAUGGGAAAAACGUCGACCACAUAGAAAAGGAACUGGACAAGUUAUCGAAUGAGCGAAUUGCUUCUACUUUUAGCCUUGAACACUUUUUAAGGGAACUAGGUCAAAUUUAUGAAGCUUUGGAGUCCCAGUCAAGAAAUGAAGAAGUAAGAUUUUCUCUCCCAGAAAUUGCUGCAGAUAUGAUGAUUUCAGGAUAUCCUAUUGAACUGAUGGAUGGGGAUGCUUCACAUGUGCCCCUGAAAUGGAUCAGCUCAGUUCUUGACAAAGUCAUUGAGAAGCUUGGUGACCAAAGAGUCUUUGUUCUUUCUGUACUGGGCAUUCAGAGCACUGGAAAGUCCACUUUGUUGAAUGCGAUGUUCGGACUCCAGUUUGCAGUCAGUGCAGGCAGAUGCACCCGAGGAGCUUUCAUGCAGCUGGUCAGAGUGAAGGAGGAUCUGAGACAAGAGAAGGAGUUGGAUUAUGUUCUUGUGGUAGACACAGAAGGCCUUCGGACUUUAGAAGUUGGGAAGUCAACCCUUAACCAUGACAAUGAGUUAGCAACCUUUGUCAUUGGUCUUGGUAACUUGACCUUGAUAAAUAUAUUUGGAGAGAACCCCUCUGAUAUCCAAGAUGUUAUUCAAAUUGCUGUUCAGGCAUUUCUGAGAAUGAAGCAGAUACAUCUGACCCCCAGCUGCAUGUUUGUGCACCAGAACGUUGGAGAAGUUACUGCAGGAGACAGAAACAUGGAAGGAAAAAGGCGAAUGCUGGCGAAAUUAGAUGACAUGUCCCGUACAGCUGCGAAGCAGGAGCUGUGUGAUGUUAGCUGCUUUAAUGAUGUCAUCAGAUUUGAUGUUAACACACACAUCCAUUACUUUGCUCAUCUUUGGGAAGGUAACCCACCAAUGGCACCUCCUAAUCCAAGCUACAGUGAACACAUUCAAAAACUGAAACGGAUGCUGCUCUGUUCUGUGACACACCAGAAUACAUUGAAGAUCUCGGGGUUUAAAACACAUGUCCAAGAUCUCUGGAGCGCACUCCUUGCAGAAAACUUUGUUUUUAGCUUCAAGAACACACUUGAGAUUGCAGCAUACAGGAAAUUAGAGGAAAUGUAUGCGGACUGGACUUGGAGACUGAGAAGUCGGAUGCUUGACAUUGAAAACAAACUGAAGAUUAAAAUUGAGCAUAACAGAGGAAAUGUUGUGGAAAAGAAGGACCUUGAAUCAGACAUGAAGGCAGAAUACAACGCUGUCACAAAAGAGAUGGAAUGUUAUUUUUUGGAAGACAAUGACCGAGAGAUACUGAUUCAAUGGAAAAGAAAAAUUGAACAACAACUUGCAGAUGUUAAAGAUCAGAUCAUUGGAGAAACUAAAAGGAAAUUUGACAAACUUGUUCAGCAGAAGAAAAGUUGUUGGGAUUUGGAGGAAAAGAAAUCUAAAUAUGAAGAUCAACUGCUGAAACAGAGCAAAGUGCUGGCACUGAAACUUAAAGCCAAUGAUUUGGAUGAAGAUAAACUAAAGAGUGAAUUUCAAAAGUUGUGGUCGGCUUGGGUGUAUGAUGUGACUUCAGACAUGCCCCCUGCUAAAAAAACUGAUGUCAAAAUUGAGACUGAGCAAAUUCUCCUUGAGCGUUUAGCAGGUGAGUCUCUUUCUACAAGAAUGGAGAUUGGCUCAUAUAAAAACUUACAGUCUUUCUUGGAUUUCUCCAAUUACAUAUCGAUAAACAAACGUUUCCGGUGCCUUGGUAAUAUGAUCACAGUAGAAAAAGCUAACCAGCUUUCCAUAAGGUUGACACAAGACAUAAUCCACAGUGUUACUGAAAGUAUUAAAGUAAAGGAGCGUGCCAAUGUCGAUUACAGUCCAACCUUCAUACAUGAAAUUGUCAAUAAAAUAGGCAAGGAUAUACAAGAUUUUCAAUCUGAGGAAAAAAGAUUUGUGUUUCAAAACAAUUACAAAACAGAUUUAUGUUUAUUGUUAUGUUAUCAAGCAGCACAGAGGUUUCAAGAAAUGCACAAUGCAUUCCAAACAGCUAAUGAUCCACUAACAUACCUUACAAAUAAGAAAGAGGGCUACUUCGGGAUCUUUGCAAACUUCUGCAAGGGUGCGACAUCCACCACUGGGCUAGCAGACUUUGUCGGUAGCCAGUUAAAAGAGGCAAUCCGUCAGGAGGUCUAUUAUAAGACAAAUGCAGACCUAGCAGGGGAAAUCAGGUCCAACACUCCUGCCUUUAAGGGCAAUAGAUCCAAUCUGGAAAGCCACAUUCUGAAAACUCUGGCAGAAGAUGAAAACUUUGAUAAGUUUAUGGAAUACAUCCAUUUUCCAAAACAGUAUUUUGAGGAAUUUAUUAACCGCUCAAUUGACAAUUAUUGCUGGCAUGGGAAAGAUCCCAGAAUACUUAGAGUCUUCAGAAAAAGUCUUGAGCAUUAUAAGAUCCGUGUUUUGUUCGCAAUUUCUAAAUCAACUGAAGUGGUUCAAGACAAAAAUGGUGGUGUUCCAAUGUGGCUGGAUGAGUUUUGUGGGCAGCUCAAAGAAGACCUAGAGUUCACAAGACGUGACUUGAAAAGUGUUGAAUAUCAGGAGAUCAAGGAUAUCAAGUUCCUUGAAGAAGCAAUGACUACAGUGCUGGAACAUGUUGUUGAAGAUUUAGAAAAGGACUUUAGUAUGGAAUCUUCAACAAAUACAAAAUCAUCCAGGACAGAAAUUCAAGAAAAACUGCUUGAUCACCUCUGUGGAUGCUGGGAGAAGUGUCCUUUUUGCAGUGCGAUCUGCACAAACACGAUCUCGGGUCACGAUGGAGAUCACAGUGUUGGCUUCCAUCGCCCUCAAGGAAUAUCUGGUGCUGAAUGGUACGAAACUGGCAGUCUAGUUGUAGAUAUUUGCUCUAGCCUUGUAGCUAGUGACUCUCUGCUAGAACUGAGUGAUGACAAAAGCAUUCCUUUCAGAAAUUACAGGGAAGCUGGGCCCAGCUAUGCAAAGUGGAGCAUUACACCAGACAGCUCGUUACAACCAUACUGGAAAUGGUUUGUGUGUCAAUUCCAAUCAAACCUGGAAAACAACUAUUCAAAAACAUUCCAUGAACAGGGUGAGAUUCCAGCUCAGUGGAAGACCAUCACAAAAAGUGCAGCUAUUGAAAGCUUAGACCUGUGAACAAGAUAUCUUGUAAGGCAAGUCUUGUAUGGUGUAUUAGUUAUAUAUCAUCCUCCAACAAAUGUGUUAUUUUAGAAGAAGAAAAAUACAUAACCCAUAAGUAAAAUGAACAAAAGUUAUUUUUCAUUAUUUUGCUUUGCGCAAAGCUGAAAAUGUAUUUGGAUUAAUUUUGUUUGAAUUUGUAAUGUUUUUAAUGUCAUGAUAUUUUGUGUCAGUGUAUCUUCACAAACUUAAAGAAUUACAGCUGCUGAAUUAGGGCUUAAAUCAUUCAUGUGACAUUGCAGAGUUAUUAUUUACCAUUAACCCUUUGCAGCCCAUUUAUUCAGCGCUUGUCGGGUGCGUUGGGUCCAAUUUAUUUUCACACUUGCU
This is a messenger RNA of Polyodon spathula (Mississippi paddlefish), 7767 nucleotides long. RefSeq names its product interferon-induced very large GTPase 1-like. The coding region runs from base 130 to 7398 and encodes 2422 amino acids. The transcript has 4 exons. The record is from RefSeq and is a predicted model, not a curated record. Lineage: Eukaryota; Metazoa; Chordata; Actinopteri; Acipenseriformes; Polyodontidae. Gene Ontology annotation, molecular function: GTP binding.